This is a messenger RNA of Amphimedon queenslandica, 920 nucleotides long. Its product is annotated as ankyrin repeat domain-containing protein 27-like. The coding region runs from base 34 to 777 and encodes 247 amino acids. Gene Ontology annotation, cellular component: tubular endosome; transport vesicle; late endosome. NCBI's taxonomy places the organism in Eukaryota, Metazoa, Porifera, Demospongiae, Haplosclerida, Niphatidae. Gene Ontology annotation, biological process: early endosome to late endosome transport. The record is from RefSeq and is a predicted model, not a curated record. Gene Ontology annotation, molecular function: SNARE binding; guanyl-nucleotide exchange factor activity. The transcript is spliced from 8 exons.
AAAAUCAUCUCAAGGCAUCGAAAAGAAAACCAAAUGUUUUAUGAAAGAUGUAAAGAACUUUCGUCCACUUUAACACCAGCUGCACUGGGACUGCCUGUGGACUAUUCCUGUCCUUAUAAGGAAACUAUCGAGAAGUUGAAUACGAUGAGUCAGCAAAACACACCAAUUGGAAAGUUAUAUUGUCUACAGGAGACCAUAGAUAAUAUACAAAUUGAUGUUAAGAAUCAUUUCAAAUCGUCACUUAGAAUUGGAGAGCCAGUUCCAUUGCCAUCGGAUGAUCUAAUAUCACUACUGGCAACUAUUAUAGUACAAGCAAAUUUGAAUUUCUUUCCAAGUGAUGUUUAUUAUAUUGAAAACUUUCAUUGGCCAUUCAGCGAAGGAGAGAAGUUGAGUUUUGUACUAGUUACUGUGAGAGCAGCUUUAGAAUUCAUCAAAAGUGCUGACGUCGACAAAUAUUUACCAACAAAACAGAAAAAGAAAACAAGUUUACCCUCUCGAGUGACUCCGCCCAUACAUUCAUCAUUAGCCCCGCCCACUGUACCCCCAUCUUUAUUAAAGCUUCACGACGAGGAGGAGGGGAAAAAGGAGGUUCCUCCAUUAAAUGAAACAUUAGAAAAACUAAAAAGAUUAAGAAUGAUUGAUGAUAAUAUUGUCACUGACAGAAACAACAUGUCAACUAAACCAGAGAAACAGGAGGGACGGUCGUUUUUUGAAAGGUUAAUGUAUGAUGAUGGCGUAAUGAGUUCAGUUGAUUUCCCAAGUCCUUCAAAAUCAUGAACAAAUGAAUGCUACACUCUCCCCCUCCCUCCCUCUUUCCCUGUCUUAUCUCUUGUUGUGAAUGAUUAUUAUAUUAUUAUUAAUUUUAAUUGUGUCACAUGAUUUAUUAUGGUCUUAGCAUAUUUCACCCGUUGUUGAUAAAA